Acanthosepion pharaonis is the source of this 1080-nucleotide messenger RNA. NCBI's taxonomy places the organism in Eukaryota, Metazoa, Mollusca, Cephalopoda, Sepiida, Sepiidae. The record is from the annotation of a GenBank genome assembly.
AUGUGCAGAGUAACAGAAGUAGCGGAAAUAUAUCUAUUCCUUUAUCUAUCUCUCUAUCGAUCUGUGUAUUCAUUAUGUAUCUAUCUAUGUAUUCAUUAUCUAUCUAUCUAUCUAUCUAUCUAUCUAUGUAUUCAUUAUCUAUGUAUUCAUUAUCUAUCUAUCUAUGUAUUCAUUAUCUAUCUAUCUAUCUAUCUAUCUAAAGACACGGGCUCUCUUUUCUUCUUACUUCUUCCUUCUCUUUCUUACCUCGUCCCCGCACUCACUCAUAGAGAAUGUGUCAAAAAGAAAGAAGUGUCAAACACAGUGGGAAAUAAAUUCUUGGCUAUCUCCAAGGUUGAUCGAAUCCAGAUGAAACUUGCCCGGAGAAUAAACAAUAACAAUUUUGCCAAUCGCACCAGGGGUCCAGUCGUGAAUAAUUCUCUCUCCAUAUCUAUCUAUCUAUCUAUCUAUCUAUCUAUAUCUAUCUAUCUAUGUGUGUGUCUUUUGCUCCAUAUCUAUCUAUCUAUCUAUCUAUCUAUCUAUCUAUCUAUCUAUCUAUCUCAGUCUGUUUGCAUCUAUCUAUCUAUCUAUCUAUCCCAAUCUGUAUUUGUAUCUAUCGAUCUAAAUCUGUUUCUAUCUAUCUAUCUUCAUUAUCUAUCUAUCUAUCUAUCUAAGUAUAUCCAUAUCUAUCUAUCUAUCUAUCUAUCUAUCUAUCUAUCUAAGUUCAUUAUCUAUCUAUCUAUCUAUCUAAGUAUAUCCAUAUCUAUCUAUCUAUCUAUCUAUCUAUCUAUCUCUGUAGAUCCAUAUCUAUCUAUCUAUCUAUCUAUCUAUCUAGUAGAUCCAUCUCUCUCUCUCUCUCUCUCUCUCUCUCUUUUCUCUAUGUAUCUAUCUGCUUCUUUUUAUAUCUAUCCAUAUCUAUCUAUCUAUCUAUCUAUCUAUCUAUCUAUCUAUCUAUCUAAGUUGUUCCAUAUCUAUCUAUCUAUCUAUCUAUCUAUCUAUCUAUCUAUCUAUCUAUCUAUCUAUCUAUCUAUCUAUCACAUUAGAUCCAUAUCUUUUAUGACCUAUCUGAUACAGGUUUUCCGUCAUCAGUCAAUCGCGUAA